UUGCGCCGGUGGAUCUGUAGGCGUCUGUAUCACGAUAUUGCAUAGAGGAAGUAGUUUGGCUUCAUAGAAAAAUGUGCAUAUCUCUCGAAUUAACUCCAAUACGUAGUUAAACCAGUCCAAGUUCUAUUCUAGUGUGCAAAUAAAAUAUUAGACUUUAUGCGAAGAUUCUUUCAGUGCUUUAAAAUCUGUUUCUGUUCGGUUUUUCCGAUGAUUUCAAUUAUUUGUGUGGUCGCGUUACUGGCUCUGAGUCAAGUAGCAAAUUGUCAAGACGAUGAAAUUGAGCAAUUGACAUUAGAAGAAUGUUUCGAUAAAUACGAACGAGGCAUAUACCCUCAUCCAUCGGAUUGUACUAAAUUUCUGUCAUGUGCCACCACUGACCCCAUCGAUUGCCCAGCUGGACUUCAUUUUAAUCCAACAUCUUCGGUAUGUGAUUGGCCAGCGGAUGCCGGUUGUAUGAAAGUGACCACGCCCAAUCCAGAUCAAACUCCAGAACUACCAGAAAGUACAGAAAGUCCAAAACCACCUACUCCAAAAGAUUCCACCGAUGCACCACCAUCCGAACCCAGCGAACCAAAGAACACUUCAAGUCCACCCGAGGAUGCAUCUGAUACACCGGAUAAAACAAGUGAGUCUCCCUCACUAAAUCCUUCCGAAGCACCUCAAAGUACGCCAUUAGAUCAAUCCUCCAACCCCACAGAACCACAAAAAACUACUCCUAAUCCAUCUGAGUCGAGUGUGCUUAGUGACAGUACAAAACCGACACCUGAAUCAUCAGAACCGAGCACACCUAGUGACAUCACUAAACCAUCUGACUCGAGUACACAGUCGGACACAUCUAAACCCACCGAUUCAUCAGCAUCUACACCUCCAUCAUCUGAUCAAAGCACGCCUAGUGAACCUUUAGAAUCACAAGAACCACAAAGUACGUCUCCUGAGAGCUCUAAAGCUAGUACUACACCAGGAGAACCUACUUCAGAGUCACCGGUAGAAAGUACUCCUAACGAAACUUCUAAACCAACAGAGCCACAGGAGUCAUCGCCUAAGCCAACCGACGAGAGCACUCCUAGUGACACAUCCAAGCCUUCAACACCAGAAUCAACUGAUCAAAGUACACCGAAAGAUUCGUCUGAACCAACCAAACCAUCAGAGGAAACAUCUCCGGGAGCAAGUACACCAGAAGAAUCAAAACCAACUGAUAAAUCUACCACUCCUAGUGAGUCUUCUGAACCGACACAACCAGAGCAAUCUUCGCCUAAAGAAAGUACACCAAGUGAAACUUCUAAACCGACGGAAUCUCCAGAAUCUUCACCUCAACCUACAGAAGCAACUUCACCUGAAGCAUUGACACCUAAAGAAAGCACACCUAGUGAAUCUUCUGAGCCAACUGAGCCUUCACAAGAAUCUUCGCCUAAACCUUCAGAAGCGAGUACGCCUAGCGAUAGAUCCAAACCUACAUCGCCUGAAGAAUCAACGCCUAAAGAAAGCACGCCUAGUGAAUCUUCUGAGCCAACAGAGCCUUCACAAGAAUCUUCGCCUAAACCUUCAGAAGCGAGUACGCCUAGCGAUAGUUCCAAACCUACAUCGCCUGACGAAUCAACACCUAAAGAAAGCACACCUAGUGAAUCUUCUGAGCCAACAGAGCCUUCACAAGAAUCUUCGCCUAAACCUUCAGAAGCGAGUACGCCUAGCGAUAGUUCCAAACCUACAUCGCCUGAAGAAUCAACGCCUAAAGGAAGCACACCUAGUGAAUCUUCUGAGCCAACAGAGCCUUCACAAGAAUCUUCGCCUAAACCUUCAGAAGCAAGUACUCCAAGCGAGAGUUCUAAACCUACAUCGCCUGAAGAAUCGACGCCUAAAGAAAGCACGCCUAGUGAAUCUUCUAAGCCUACAGAAGCGACUCCUAGCGAAAGCUCCCAACCAGCAAGUCCUGGUGAAUCUACACCCAAACCUUCUGAACUCAGUACACCUAGUGAUCUUGAAAAAACAGAACCAGUCUGCACACCAACAUCGCCUGAUCAAAGCGAAUGCGUUCAACCCCCAGCAACUGAAAAACCGCCCUGCGAUCCUAGUAAAGACCCGCAAUGUGCCGAAGUACCAUCGGAACCAACCGAACCGGGAUUGGUCACCAAAGCGCCCGAGGAACCCAAGCAACCAUCACCGGAAGAACCGACGGAACCGGGACUUGAAACUGAGGCUCCUAGUCCUAAACAAGAGUCUCCGGCAACAUUGGAAAGCAGAUUUAAGGAAGAAACCAGUGCACCUCCAGACACUGAUAAGGAACCAGUUACACAACCUGGACCAGAAAGUCUCAACUUUAAACAAUGCAUCACGAAGUACAAAUUCGGCAUCUUCCCCAAUCCAUCUGAUCCAACGCAGUUCUACAUCUGUACCAAGACCGUUCCACGAUUGAUGACAUGUCCUAAAGGGUUGGAAUUUGACCAGAGCUCCUUUGGAUGCAACAGGCCUAAACCUACACCUCCACCACCACCACCAGAGUUGACCCUGAAGGAAUGCAUAACCAAAUAUAAAAAAGGUCUGUUCCCCAAUCCGUCCGAUUGCAGCAAAUUCUACGCCUGUUCCAAAUCGGGACCUCUGGAACUCCAGUGUCCUUUGGGACUGAACUUCCACCCCAUGAAGAUGGUGUGCGAUUGGCCUUCGAAGUAUUGUAUCAGUCCUGGAGCCAAAACAAGGGACAAGAUUUUCAAAACCAUGAAAGGCGACAAAAUAGUUCCAGACGUUGUAGACAGAUGUCCCGAAAAACUCGCAGAAGUCGCUUUCCCCAGCGGUGGUCAAGUCGACCUCGGCAAAGAGCUCACACCUUCCCAAACCAAGAACCCACCCAGCAUCUACUGGGAAGCCGACAAGAACUCCCUCUACACCCUUUGCAUGAUGGACCCGGACGCACCCAAAUCCAAAGAAUCGGGACCCGGAGGCUGGAACCACUGGCUCGUGGGGAAUAUUCCCGGGAAUAACAUACGUCAAGGUCAGACUCUGGCAGAGUACAUGCCAACGUGUCCACAGAAAGGCAGUGGACCCCACAGAUACACCUACAUGAUCUACAAACAAGCCAGACAGAUUAACUUCAAUCAACCUCGUAUACCUGCUUAUUCUCUGCCGGCUAGGCAAGGGUUUUCGAUGAGGAACUUUGCAAAGCAGUAUAGUUUGGGACACCCGAUAGCUGGGAACUACUUUAAGUGUAAUUGGGAUCCUUCGGUUCCGAAGACGUUCGAGAAACUUCGGUAUCAGCCGCCUAUGAUGAGUAGUUUUAGAUUGGGGAAUACUGGGCAAUCGUUCCAUAAUUCGUAUUCGUAUUCGUACAGUUUUGGAGGGUAAAUUUUUUAUUUUUAUACUAAUAAUAAAUAUGUGAAGCUUUAUUAUAAAUUAAUAUAUACGUUUUGGAGUUUC
Molecule: messenger RNA, 3405 nt
Organism: Sitophilus oryzae (rice weevil)
Lineage: Eukaryota; Metazoa; Arthropoda; Insecta; Coleoptera; Curculionidae
Product: cell surface glycoprotein 1-like
Exons: 7
Coding region: 157-3333 (1058 amino acids)
Cellular component (GO): extracellular region
Molecular function (GO): chitin binding
Source: RefSeq, a predicted model, not a curated record